Molecule: messenger RNA, 3007 nt
Organism: Petromyzon marinus (sea lamprey)
Lineage: Eukaryota; Metazoa; Chordata; Hyperoartia; Petromyzontiformes; Petromyzontidae
Gene: RSAD1
Product: radical S-adenosyl methionine domain containing 1
Biological process (GO): porphyrin-containing compound biosynthetic process
Cellular component (GO): cytoplasm; mitochondrion
Molecular function (GO): coproporphyrinogen oxidase activity; 4 iron, 4 sulfur cluster binding
Source: RefSeq, a predicted model, not a curated record
AUUGAGGAUCCUGACUGCAACCAAAAUUCUACUUAAACCAUUCCGGAAACUCGCUUGUUACGAAUGCCUUAUUAUCGUACAAUAUCUUUAACAUAUAUAUGCAUUAUCAUUGUAAUAUAUGUUCUGGUACACAUUUUUAUACGUUAUAAAUUGCUUCAUAAACGAUUGUUGAAUAGUAUUAAUAACAUUGCUGCAUAUAUUGGUUCCGGUCCUUUCACCUACGGUGGCCGAGCGGCGCAUAAACAGAAACGCGUUUCACGUGGACCCCACGUGAAACGCGAUGCUGAAGCUCCGUCGUGUGACCUCCAGCCGCGAUUACAGUUACAGAGCGGCCGUAGGACUCUCGUCCUACGGGUACCUAAUAGGUUGCCUUAGUUUUACUGUUUGAGCCUUAAACAUUUACUUUGCAUUGUAAUAAUCCUACAAAUGGUCUCAUGUAACUAACAUAACUUGCAGCGAGCAACACAUCUUCAAUAUACUGCUUGUAAAGGGUGUUUCCCCCUUUAACGACUGCGAGGAGUAUUGACGUCCUGGUCUUAUGUUCUUCCAUCUUUUUCACGAGUGGCUAAUCACAAUUUUUUAUGGCAUUGUUUAAAUACAUGUGUUAGAAAUUGCAAUUUCCGCAGUCACAACCAGAGGUCAGGAGCUUUCGCUUGAUAUACGUUUCAUUUGUAUAUACAGUGAUGUCUAUAUAAAGGUAGACAUACAGUACCUAGAGCCAAUCUGACCGGAUCUUUCUGUACGUAUCUGCAAUAGAAAGUAAAACUAAAAUGUCAUGCCUUGCACAAACCUGCACACGCAGUAGGCUAAUAUUACAGAUCGCUUCUCGCAAGGGAGGCGCUUGUAGGAACGCUGUUAAAGGGCUCGGUAGGUGUAAUUGGUCACGAUCUUUGAGCUCUGAGCCAUCAGGGCUGAGUGAGCUCCCCCCGGCUUCAGGUUCCCCGCAAUCCGCCUUGCCCUACCUGCAAGACCACGAGGCGACUCUGUACGUACACUGGCCCUACUGCGAGCGGCGAUGCUCGUACUGCAACUUCAAUAAAUACGUGUCGCGUUCCGUGGACCACGCACGCAUGCGCAAGUGCCUGGUGCGUGAGCUGGAGUCGUUGCUUCUCGCAAGCGGUGUAACAACGAUCUCGUCAGUGUUCGUGGGGGGCGGCACGCCAAGCCUGGCAGAGCCGCAGACGCUGGCGGCCGUGCUGGAGGCAGCGUCUCGGCUGGCGCUGGUCCCUGCUGGAGCCGAGGUUUCUAUGGAGGCGAACCCCUGCUCCGCUGCGACGCAGAGGCUCGUGGACUUCCGCGCCGCUGGGGUCAACCGCAUCUCGCUCGGUCUGCAGGCUCUAAGCGAUGCUGACCUAAAGACGCUUGGGCGAGACCACACGGCGGAGGAGGGCGUACAGGCGCUAGCCACGGCAAGCGCCGUAUUCCCAGGCCACGUGUCGGCCGACCUCAUGUUCGGGAGGCCAGGCCAGCACCCCGAUUCUUGGGAGCAGGAGCUACGGGCGUUGCUGGGGUCAGCGUCAACGCUGGGGCACGUGUCCCUCUACCAGCUAACGCUGGAGCGCGGCACGGAGUUGUUCGCCCGUGCCGCACGAGGGGAGCCGCUAGCCCUGCCUGAUGCGGACGCCUGCGCCGAGAUGUACAACACGGCCCGGGAAAUCCUGUCCCAGGCCGGACUCCACCAGUACGAGGUGUCCAACUUUGCAAGGGAGGGAGCCGCAUCUGUACACAACCAAAGCUACUGGCUGGGGAAGCCGUACAUCGGAGUAGGACCGGGUGCUCAUGGGAGGUUUGUGGCACGAGGAGAGGGUGCGGCGGAGCGGGAGGCACGUGUUCAGACGCUGGAGCCCGAGUACUGGAUGCGCGAGGUGGAGCGGCACGGACACGGUACCCGUAGGAGGAAGCCCCUCUCCCCGCCUGAAGUGCUAGAAGAGGUAUUGGUAAUGGGACUGAGGAUGAACAGAGGGAUUACCCACGAGCGCUGGGCUCGGUUCUCUGGAGACGUUGGGCUACACGAAGCGCUUGCAAGCCCGGAGGUCCAGCGGUUUCAAGACGAGGGACUCUUGAUGCUGGAUGAGAGCUAUUUCAACGAAAGGUCGGUGGGGGGGGGCUAUGCAAGGUACGACUGUGGGCCGCCCCCUCCAUUCUCCCGACUCAUUUUUACUGAAAUAGCUAUAGAUGUUCUCACAAUUAAGUUAUUGUGGGUCGUGCUUUCAUGGCGGCCCAUGGGUCUAGGAUUUCCUCAAAGGGGGUGGAUCGCACAACUUUAUGCUCCUCUAUUGAUACGAUAGCAAGAUGUGCUAAUUGGGCUUGGUCCAUGGUAUUUUGCAGGUAAUAAUAAAUAAUUAUUCCUAAUAUAUUUUUCUUAACAUCGUUGUUACUUGUUUAUCUGUUCGGGACCCCCUUGUGGUGGACUGGGCCCCUAUUCGUUGCAUAACACUGCCACAUACCCCGAAUCAUAGUUGCGCUGCUGCCUGCAGCUCCCCCCCACAGUGAGUAAAUUAUUCGAUUAAAUUAUGUAUUCUUUUUUAUUUAGGUUGACUGUAUUGUUUGUAUUUUUGUUGUUUCAUAUGCCUAGUUUGUACAGUUGUGUGUUUUGCUUUCGCCCUAAAUGUAAAAUUCAUAAUGAAAUAACAAAGUAUGGACCACCUCAGAAAUUAUCGACGAUCUUGAGUGUUGCCAACUUAUUCAGCCACGUGUCACUGUGGUGGAGCAUUGGACAAUUGUAUGAGGUCAGCCCAAAAUAAAUUUACUUGCUUUACAGCCCCAUUAUCCAGUAUGUAUCCAUCUCACCUACACUGACUGAUCACCCUGCGCAUGCCCGCUUGUCGUGUGCGAGCGUGCGUGCUUGCUUGCCGAGAUGACAGGGGCGUGCGGGCGUCGUGGGAAGGCAUCGCAGUGCUGGACGCAAUGCUCCCGGACCUCCUGCUUGCCCUGCAGCGUCACCGCUGGCCGCUCGCUCUACCCCAGCACCUAGGGGGGCAGAGAGUGGGAAGGGCCCAGGGAGGUG